Molecule: messenger RNA, 1485 nt
Organism: Aspergillus aculeatus ATCC 16872
Lineage: Eukaryota; Fungi; Ascomycota; Eurotiomycetes; Eurotiales; Aspergillaceae
Product: threonine aspartase 1
Exons: 5
Coding region: 1-1485 (494 amino acids)
Biological process (GO): protein maturation
Molecular function (GO): threonine-type endopeptidase activity
Source: RefSeq, a predicted model, not a curated record
AUGUCCUCCAACAAGAGUGUUGGGGCUGGUGGGGCUGGUGGAGGAGGCAUCGCCACCAUUUAUGUCCAUGCCGGCGCUGGCUUCCACAGUGUGCAGAACGAACAUCUACAUCUGCAGGCAUGUGAAAAGGCCGCGCGAUCAGGAAUGGCCAUUCUGCGCAAUGGUGGAUCGGCCGUAGAGGCGGUCGAAAUGGCCAUCAUGUAUCUGGAGGACACUGAAAUCACCAAUGCUGGCUAUGGCAGUAACCUGACAAUCGAUGGAGAAGUCGAGUGCGAUGCUACAAUUGUCAAUCAUCUCGGGCGAAGCGGCGCAGUAGGAGCUGUGUCCCAAGUGAAAAACCCCAUCAUGGUGGCACGAAGCAUCUUGAACACGUCAGGAAAGCCAUUAACCCUGGCUCGUGUGCCGCCUAAUUUCCUGAUCGGACGAGGUGCAAGGGACUUCGCCUAUGAUCAGGGACUGGUGGUCCUGCCCCCUGAUGCUCUCGUGGCUCCGUCUGCAAAAGAAAGAUGGCGUCGCUGGCAGCAGGAGCUACAAGCCGCCGAGCACAAGGAAAGGACCAAGCUGGGGAACUAUAUCCCGUACCAGACUUGUUAUCGCCGUCCCAUUCCUGUCAACCCUGCCCAAUUGGCCAACGCUUCCAGUCCUCGUCUUCCCGCUUUGCCUGCGCCCAGCGCUGUAGUUCCCGGUUAUUCAGAGCCCGCAGACCCGCGUUUGACCUGUACCACUGCAAGUCUGUCCCCAGUGGAACCAACCCGCACACUUUCCGAUGCUUCUGCACUUAGGGAUGGCAGAUACAUGGAUGGAGGGCCUUGCGCUUCCGCUGUAGAUCUCAGUGGUCCGUCGUCCGAAACCUCUGAGGCCACUGUUAACCAGCCUGCGGAGGUGAUGGACUAUGUCAGCGAUACUGUGGGGGCCAUCGCUGUGGAUAGCUGGGGCAAUAUUGCGGCCGGCUCGUCUUCUGGCGGCAUCGGGAUGAAGCACUCCGGUCGUAUCGGACCUGCGGCGCUCGUGGGAGUUGGCACAAGUAUAAUCCCCGCCGACCCCAACGAUCCAGAGAAGACUAGCGUCGCAGCCGUGACUUCGGGAACUGGCGAACAUAUUGCGACUACGAUGGCCGCCCAUACGUGCGCUAUGCGGAUCUACUACAGCCAGAAGAAACACAACGACGGCACAUUCGAGGACGUUACCGAGGAGGAAGCAAUGAGCUCUAUGAUCGCAUCCGACUUCAUGGGCCAUCCCGGUGUUCGUGGAAGCAAAUGUCAAGCUGCGAUCGGCAUUGUUGCUGUCAAGAAGACUACGCAUGGCGUUUACCUCUAUUUCGGACACAACACAGACUCAUUCGUAAGGCCUGUGCAGCAGGUCAUUGCUUCGAUGAGCAGCGAGGAUAAACAGCCGGUGUGUGUGAUGUCCCGCAACAAUGGCAAUGGUAGCAUUGCUCAGGGCGGCCGCGCCACUCGAAGCAAACCCAUGUCGCAAGCCAAGUAG